UUGCAAGAUAAUAUUCGCAAAUGGUUUUUCAAGUUGAAUUUUAAUACCUUUUUGAUAAGCAAAGAAUUAGGGAAGCAUCUCAAUAACUGUGUAAACUUCCAUCAAAGAAUCCUUUUGCUUGCAAAUCUGAUUACUUUGAGUGAAGAGCUCUUCUGCUAUUCGGGAGUUAGAACUAAAAUAAGUCUAGAAAGAUGCGAUAAUGAUACCAAGUUUUGCUACAAACAAAGGACUCCGAAUAAUAUUGGGAUAGUGGGUUGUGACCAUAGUACGCUGGGCUUGUGCCGGAAGUAUAAACGCGAAGAGUGUUUAGAAUCAAGCACUCAGGGGGAAGUGUGUUGCUGUCGAACAUCGAAAUGCAAUGGAGUGGAGCAACAAUAUUCGCAAUCUUUCCAUUUGAUUGCUUUAUUAAUACUGAUUACUGCUGGCAACUACUUUUUGAACUUUGUGUUCAACUAGAA
Messenger RNA from Thelazia callipaeda (thelaziosis nematode), 458 nucleotides. Lineage: Eukaryota; Metazoa; Nematoda; Chromadorea; Rhabditida; Thelaziidae. The record is from the annotation of a GenBank genome assembly.